UGAUUCAUGGAUCACAAGCACGCUACUGAGCUGACUACCACCACCACUACUGAGCCGACUACCACCACUACCACUACUGAGACGACUACCACCACUACCACUACUGAGACGACUACCACCACUACCACUACUGAGCCGACUACCACCACUACCACUACUGAACCGACUACCACCACCACCACCACCACUACUGAGCCGACUACCACCACUACUGAGCCGACUACCACCACAACUGAGCCGACUACCACCACUACUACUGAGCCGACUACCACCACUACUACUACCACUACCACUACCACCACUACCACUACUAAGCCGACUACAACUACUCCUGCUGAUUCCACCACAACUCUCCGCCCUUACAUCAAACCCAACUGCAGUGUUCUCAGUGACGGAAGCAAGUUCCCUCACCCUGACUGUAACAAGUUCUGGGAGUGCCGGGACGGGCAGGCCAUAGUGAUGCUGUGUGCUGGUGGCACAGUCUGGGAUGACGUGCUUCAGAUCUGCAACUGGGAAGAGAAUGUUGACAUCUCCAACUGCAACAUGUGGACUUGUCAGGUGGAUAACGAGUACUAUGCUGCCGAAGACUGUGACAAGUACUACUGGUGCUACCAGGGGUCGCCACACCUCGAGCAGUGCCCCAAUGGUCUCUUCUGGAAUCAAAACGUUCUGCAGUGUGAGGAUCCUUCCCUUGUUGAUACUUCCUUCUGCAACCAUUGAUGUGUCUACAACAACCAGCCACUGAUCCUUACCACCACAACCACCACUGAUCCUCGCCAGCACAGAUCCUCACCUCCACAAUCACCAUUGAUCCUCACCACUACAACCACCAAUGAUCC
Messenger RNA from Cherax quadricarinatus, 839 nucleotides. NCBI's taxonomy places the organism in Eukaryota, Metazoa, Arthropoda, Malacostraca, Decapoda, Parastacidae. The record is from RefSeq and is a predicted model, not a curated record.